CAUCUGAUUCAAACUGCUUUGCAUGGCGUACAAAUAUUCCUUAGUUAUUGUCUUAUGCUAAUCUUCAUGACUUACAACAUUUGGUUGUGCACGUCUGUCGUUGUCGGCGCCAUUUUUGGUUAUUUUUUAUUUUCAUGGAAAAGACAUAAAUGUAGCAACUGUGUUCCUACAGCUAAUAUUACCACAAGUGAUCACUGCCAUUGA
Molecule: messenger RNA, 204 nt
Organism: Helobdella robusta
Lineage: Eukaryota; Metazoa; Annelida; Clitellata; Rhynchobdellida; Glossiphoniidae
Exons: 1
Biological process (GO): copper ion transmembrane transport
Cellular component (GO): membrane
Molecular function (GO): copper ion transmembrane transporter activity
Source: RefSeq, a predicted model, not a curated record